CUUUUAGCUGUAUCUGACUCCACUAUGUCUUCUGAGAAGCAAAUACAUGAUUCUUCCUUAGAGACCCAGGAACAGGAGCAACAGAAUCUCUUGAGGAGGGUGGCCAGUCUGCCCUUGGUCAGCUCUGCCUAUGACAUGGCUGCAACUGCCUACACCUCCACCAAGGAGAGCCACCCCUACCUAAAGUCCUUGUGUGAUGUGGCAGAGAAAGGCGUGAAGACCAUUAGUGAGGCUGCAGCCAGCAGGGCACAGCCAAUUCUGACUUCAUUUGAACCACAGAUUUCAACAGCCAAUGAAUCUAUUAUUAAGGGACUGGACACACUGGAAGAGAAGCUGCCAAGCCUUCAAAUUACAGCGGAUAAGGUUGCUUCAGACACCAAGGAGCUGGUGUCCUCCGAAGUAGAAGCUGCCAGCAGAUUUUCCAGCUUGGUAGAUGUGACCAGAGAAGCUAUGCAAGCAAGUGUGGAGUCCACCAAGUCCGUAAUGACCCACAGUGUGAACACAGUCAUGGGAUCAAGAAUGGGCCAGAUGGCUGUGAGUGGUGUGGAAGCAGUGCUGGAGAAAUCAGCAGAGCUGUUGGAUCAAUAUCUCCCCAUAACGGAUGAGGAACUAGCUGAACUUGCAACAUCUAUAAAGGAGGAUGGAGUGGCUCCUCUCCAGCCUCAAAGUUACUUUGUGCGCUUAGGCUCCCUGUCAAGCAAACUCCGCCACCGUGCCUACCAGCAUUCUCUAGCCAAGAUUAAAAAUACUAGGCAGAGCAUCCAAGAGACUCUCUCCCAGCUUCACCAAACCAUUGAUCUGAUUGAAUAUGUGAAGCAAGGAGUGGAUCAGAAGCUUCAAGAUGGCCAAGAGAAGCUCCACCAAAUGUGGCUGGACUGGAGCAAGAGGCAGACAGGAGGGAGUAAGGACUCGGAGUUGGUACAACCUGAGCAGCUGGAGUCUCGUGCUCUGACAAUGUUUCAGAGCAUUAUCCAGCAGCUGCAGGCAACCUGCCUAACCCUAAUGUCAAGCAUCCAAGGCUUCCCAUCCAACAUCCAAGAUAAGGUGCAGCAGGUUCACCACAGCACAAAGGAGCUCCAGACUUCCUUCUCCACGGUUCACUCCUUCCAAGAUCUCUCCAGCAGAAUCCUGACCCAGAGCCGCAAACAGGUCACCAAAGCCCAGGGAUACAUGGAUGAACUGCUAGAGUACAUAGUGCACAACACUCCUCUGUCCUGGCUUGUGGGACCCUUCAUGCUGUCUGGCAAAAUACCAGAAGAAGCCAUGGAACCAUCAGAAUGAGGGUGGGGAAGAAUAAAUAGCUUCUAUAACUGCUCUGUCAAACUUACUGCAGCUCACUUGUAAAGGACCAAAUUUUCCUUAACACUUAUAGUGAUUAACAAAUAGGGUCUGAAAGCUUAUAUACCUUAGAUUGAAUUGUGUGGUGUGGGGUUUUUCCUUCCUUGUAGGAAAUGAAGCUGCUUGCAGCUCCUGGUUCAAACAUUCUUCACCACAAUCCUGGAGAGGCACUUCCUCCCCUGGAUAGCAUGGGGUACAACUCAAUCUCAUGUCUUGCAUGGGCUGCAUGCUACCUGUGGCUGAGCUAAGAUUAAAAGCAAUGAUUUAUUUGCUUUCAAAAUAGCAAUGCUGUCACCAGAAGUAUCUUUUAAAAUGAGGGUGAAAUAUGAAUGUAAAAAAUACAUAAAUUGGAUACUACCCUCCAGGAAUGCCAUCUACAUCCUGGGAUACUCGCCACAAUCUUAAAGUAGUGGCUGAGAACUAGGUUACUUCUGGUGAAAACUGUUCUUGCCACAGUGAGAGAGACAUCUCCAACUUCCUUCUUAAAGCAGUGAGAAAUGGUACUAAAUACAGCUUCAGCUCUAGGUGUCAUGUGGAUUGCUGAACAAGUCAUUGACAUAAAUCAUGGCCUUUCUAGAGCAUGGAUAUAUAUAAUAUGCAUAUCUGUUAGUCAGAUGACUAACCAUACCACACAUUAGUGUAUUGGUGACUACCUUUACACUUGUUUUGGGUAACUGACUCAUAUUCCCUUGUCA
Caretta caretta (loggerhead turtle) is the source of this 2033-nucleotide messenger RNA. RefSeq names its product perilipin-3. Lineage: Eukaryota; Metazoa; Chordata; Testudines; Cheloniidae. Gene Ontology annotation, biological process: positive regulation of triglyceride storage; lipid storage. Gene Ontology annotation, cellular component: lipid droplet; cytosol. The record is from RefSeq and is a predicted model, not a curated record.